AUGCCAAAUCCGAGAUCAGUCCGAAGCAGUCAGCGUUCUGUUCUCGCAUGCACUAAUUGCUCUCGCCGCAAGAUCAAAUGCUCCAAAACUAUUCCCUGCAUCGCAUGCGUGCGCCAGAACAAAGCUGCGCAAUGUCAGCGAGAGCCUGUCGCUGUUGUUUCGAGGCGCUCGGUAGGGCGCUCCAGGGCAUCGACAGCGCUAGAUGACCCGCCACCUGUAAUUGUCCCUGUCCAGGAAGCGGCCAGUCUCGCACAAGUGUCACCAACUUCGAUCGAUGAGGUCGCUACUGUUAACCCUACAGCUGGUAGCAUAGCUACAAGCACCAAUGAAUUCCUACCGCACAUUGAUGAGCGAAUGAUCGAACAGCUUUUGGCUUCGCUAUCGACGCCCGACACUAGGUUGACCAACGAAGCUGCUGCCAUGCUGGAGUUUCUUACCCACGGACGGCGUAAUAUUCUCAACCAAUUUAUUGGACGAGAGUCUGUUUCCACGUCCAUGACCCAGCCUGUUCAAAAGUGGGAUACUUUCCUACCUGUCGGAGAUGCCCGCUCACUGUUAGUGCUUCAUGGCAAGUAUUUGACCUGGAUGCAUAACACGGUUCAUAUGCCCACGUUUCUACGCGAGUUUGAUGAGAAUAUUCUCAAAGUUGAGUGUGACAGAAAUUGGAUAGCUCUGUAUUAUGCUCUUCUCUCCCAAACGCUCUACCACCUCGACAGCGACUACCUGUCAUCUCUACCCCAGCCAAUAACCGUUGACAGCAAAGCGUCGCGAAUCUUGUUUGACAGGAGCAGAGAGAUGCUGUAUAAAGCCGAGUUCAUGGAUAAGCAUAAGCUGACCUCAGUUCAAACAAUCUGUUUGCUGGUUCAGGUUGCUCAUAAUUUUGACAAGUCUGACCUUAUUUGUGUUCUCGUUUCCGCUGCUAUUCGCAUCGCUCAAUGCCUGAACCUCCAUAGACUGGGAUUCGAUGACCCUGGUGCCGAUGUCAAUGAGGUCAUCGACCGCGAAGUGCGAAAGCGAAUUUGGUGGUUUCUCGUGCGGUACGACUGGCUACAGAUCCCGUUCCAAAACACAUGCCAGAUUCAUUAUUCACAAUUCAACACCCCGAUGCCCGCCAACUGUCAUGACGAUGAAGAGCGCAUGAUAAAAGAUGGCAAAAUUGACGCGCAGCCGGCUGAGAUCAGUACCAUUACCACCUGGACGAAUUGCCUUGCCCAAAUGGCUAUCGUUAUGUGGAGACAUCAUGAUCGCAUGCUAAGAGUUGGCAACUCACAGGCUGGUGAGUUUGAUAGAAAAUAUGAUGAAGUCGUGCGAGCCGACGAGGAGAUCAAGAGCCUGUAUCUCUCAUGGUCUGAUACGUUACGAGACGUCAAUACUACACCAAGCGACAAUCUCGCAAUCGAUGGUCUGCCUACAGCCCUAAUGCCAGCAAUGCUUCUCAUGAGUAUCGCUCAGAAAAUCUUUACUGUUCAUCGCCAAUUCCAACUAUCAUGCUUUCGCGACAGGCGAUACGCGUUUUCUCAGUUGUCGUGUGUGACGAUAGCAGAACGAAGCAUCGAAGCAUUCCAGAGAUGGUCCGAUUGUGUUGAGGCACGCAUAUGUCGCAGAAUGUGGACUACGCUGUCGUACAUGAUCAGCUGCUCAAUCACUCUCCUUCUUGCUUUACUCUUCAAGGCUCAGAAUGCCCUCACGCAUGACUGGGAGAGGCUACGAGCUUAUGUCGAGUACGGUAAAGCGUUUAUUGGUAAGGAAGCACAGGCGAGCUCGAUCGCCAGGAGAGGAGUUCGGUUACUUGACGCGCUGAUGGAGCUCGAGCGUACAUCGAGGUUCUCAUCGGACAUUGAAGCGGAUAUUGGAGAUACCAUACGUCGCGUUGCAUUAGCUGAUGACGGCGGUGUUGAAGCCAAUUCUGGUGAGGGUUAUCAGAUGGUCUUUCCGUACGGACAAGAUCUUUGGGAGAGUCUGAUGAGGGAUCCUAAUGAGGGUGAACAGAUAUGA
This is a messenger RNA of Fusarium fujikuroi IMI 58289, 1995 nucleotides long. RefSeq lists its product as uncharacterized. The transcript has 6 exons. Gene Ontology annotation, biological process: regulation of DNA-templated transcription; DNA-templated transcription. The coding region runs from base 1 to 1995 and encodes 664 amino acids. The record is from RefSeq and is a predicted model, not a curated record. Gene Ontology annotation, molecular function: zinc ion binding; DNA-binding transcription factor activity, RNA polymerase II-specific; DNA binding. Lineage: Eukaryota; Fungi; Ascomycota; Sordariomycetes; Hypocreales; Nectriaceae.